This is a messenger RNA of Capsicum annuum, 1799 nucleotides long. Its product is annotated as O-glucosyltransferase rumi homolog. The record is from RefSeq and is a predicted model, not a curated record. The transcript has 6 exons. Lineage: Eukaryota; Viridiplantae; Streptophyta; Magnoliopsida; Solanales; Solanaceae. The coding region runs from base 133 to 1695 and encodes 520 amino acids.
AUAUAUUAAUGAACAUACACACUUGUCUUGUGAAAACCUUCACUUCUUUCCCCCCUCACAAAACACACUUCCUAACAUAGAACUAUUAAGUGCAUAACAAAUAUAUAAUUCGUGUUGAGCCAAAAAAAAAUCAUGAAAGAGAUGAAGAAUGAGAAGUUGAUGAAUGAAUUCUGGCUAAGGCCAGCUUUCCAAAAGAAUAAUUCAGCAAAAUGGAAGUAUUUCAAGAAGAAAACUACUGUAACCUUAACAACAUCGUUGCUACUUUUCUUCUUUCUGCUCGUAGUUUCUCUCUUGUUCUUGACCGGAUGGUUCGAUCUUGCAAAAUACACUAGUACUCUUUUCUACAAAAAAUUUGCAUCCCCCACAAUCCAACCCCAAGUUGGUGAAUUCCCUUUGGAUUGUGCUGCAUGGAAUCAAUCCAAUACAUGUCCAAGAAAUUACCCUACUUCCUAUAAACCCUUAAACCCUAAUAAUUCAACAUGUCCUGAGUAUUUUAGAUGGAUUCAUGAAGAUUUAAAGCCAUGGAAGGAGACAGGAAUCACUAGGGAAAUGUUGGAGAAAGGCAAAAGACAUGCACAUUUCAGAUUAAUUAUAUUGGAUGGGAAAAUUUAUGUUGAGAAAUAUAAUACAAAGAGGUUUAUUCAGACUAGACAUUUGUACACUAUGUAUGGUAUUGUACAACUUCUAAGGUGGUACCCUGGUAAAUUACCUAACUUGGAGAUCAUGUUUGAUACCGAUGACCGGCCGGUAGUCCGGUCGAAGGACUACCGGAAACCUAACUCCGGCCCACCGCCGUUGUUCCGCUACUGUUCAGAUUGGCAUAGUUUGGACAUUGUCUUCCCAGAUUGGUCAUUUUGGGGCUGGGCUGAGACAAAUAUAAGGCCAUGGAGAGGUGUGAUUAAGGACAUAAAAGAAGGUAAUAAAAUAACAAAAUGGAAGGACAGGGUACCCUUUGCUUAUUGGAAAGGAAAUCCACAUGUUACUCCAAUCAGAAAAGAUCUUAUGAAGUGCAAUGUCACUGAUAAACACAACUUUGAUACUCUCUUAUACGUCCAGGAUUGGGAUGAUCAAUCCAGAAAGGGGUUUAAGGAAUCAGACCUUGGAAAUCAGUGCACCCAUAGAUAUAAAAUAUAUGUGGAAGGAUGGGCAUGGUCAGUGAGUGAAAAAUACAUAUUGGCCUGUGAUUCACCAACCUUGUACAUAAGACCUCGUUUCCAUGAUUUCUUCAUUAGAGGCAUGAUUCCUCAGCACCAUUAUUGGCCCAUUAGAGAAAAUGAUAAAUGUAAGUCGCUCAAGUUUGCUGUUCAAUGGGGCAACAAUCACACACACAAGGCAGAGGCUAUUGGGAAGGCAGGAAGUCAAUUCAUUCAUGAAGACAUGAAGAUGGAGUAUGUGUUUGAUUACAUAUUUCAUUUGCUGAAUGAAUAUGCAAAGCUACUAAAAUUUGAACCACAAGUUCCAUCAGAAGCAGUUGAAAUAUGUUCAGAAUCAUUGGCAUGUACUUCACAUGGUAUAUGGAGAAAGUUCAUGGAAGAAGCCUUAGAGAAAUCUCCUAGUUAUUCAAAUCCAUGCACACUCCCUCCACCUUAUGAACCUCAACAGCUUAAAUCAUUUGUUGAACAAAAGAUAAAAGCCACACAAGAAGUAGAGGCAUGGGAAAAUGAAUAUUGGAGCAACCCAAAAACUAAGCAAUAGGGGCCUUUUAUGCAUGCAACUUAGAUAUAUAGUGUAUGUUGUACUUGUAUUUUAGAAAAUAUUAACUUAAUGUAUUGUUAUAUAGACUACCUUUACAUGAUUAA